UAUGGAGCCACGGGGAGGAUUAUGAGUUGGGUGUUGUGGGGAUAUAGGAAGGGUUAUGGGGACACGGGGUGUUGCAGGGAUGUAGGUACGUUUUGAGAGCAUAGGGAAUGGUUAUGGGGGCAUGGGCAUGGGAAGGGUUAUGGGAAUGUGAGGUUAUGGGGAGAUUAGGAGGUUAUGGGGAGGGAACUGGUGUUUAUGGGAGUAAGGUUAUAAGGCCUGGGAGGUCAUAGGGACAUAGAGGAGUUAUGAGAACAAGGGGGUGGUUAUUGGGAUGAGGAUGGUUUAUGGGAAUGGAAAGGGUUAUGGGGACGUAGGGAGGGUUAUGGGCUUUAUUGGGAUUGGGGGUGGGCUUUAAUGAGAUAUGGGAAUGGGCUGGCUGUGGAGACAUGGAGAGGGUUAUGGGGUAUGGUUAUGGGGACAUGGGGAAUGGAGAUGGGGAGUGUUAUGGGGAAUGGGAAGGAGAACAUGGGGGAGGGUUAUGGGGACAUUAGGAAGGUUAUGGGGAUGUGAGGUUAUGAGGACUCUGGGGGAGGUUAUGGGGAUGUGAAGUUGUGGGGACAUGAGGUUAUAGGGAUGGGGGGAUAUGGGGUAGAUGGCCAUUUGUGGGGAUGAAGUUAUAGGGACAAGUUAUCCCACCUCCUGCAGGAUGAAGGAGUGGUGGGUGCAGGUGGGGCUGCUCAGCGUCCCACUCCUGGCCGUGUACCUACACAUCCCACCCCCACGGCUCUCCCCAGCGCUGCUCUCCUGGAAGGCCUCUGGAGCUUUCUUCACCUACAAACACCAAAGCAUCUUCUACAGAGAUUCCACUGGUGCUGUGGGCAGCUCCGACAUUGUCAUCCUCCUGCAUGGCUUCCCAACCUCCAGCUAUGACUGGAGCAAGAUAUGGGAAGGACUGACCCAACGCUUCCACCGGGUGAUCGCUCUGGAUUUUGUAGGGUUCGGGUUCAGCGACAAGCCUAGGCCCCACCACUACUCCAUCUUUGAGCAAGCCAGCAUCGUCGAGCGGCUGGUCCGUCACCUCGGCCUCCACCACCAGAGGAUAAACCUCCUGUCCCACGAUUACGGGGAUACGGUUGCACAGGAGCUGCUCCACAGGUAUGAGCACAAUAAAACUGGCAGCAUCCUGAUCAACAGCCUCUGCUUGUCCAACGGAGGAAUUUUCCCCGAAACGUACUACCCCAGAUUCAUACAGAAGGUUCUCAAGGAUGGGGGCUUGCUGUCCCCCAUCAUCACGAGGCUGAUGAACUUCUUCUUCUUCUCCAGAGGGCUUGGCGCAGUCUUUGGGCCGUACACACAGCCCUCACAGGCAGAGUACUGGGACAUGUGGACGGCGGUGAGGACCAACGACGGCAAUCUCGUCGUGGACAGUAUUUUGCAGUACAUAAACCAGAGGAAGAAGCACAGAGACCGCUGGGUCGGGGCUUUGAUGUCCACCUCUGUCCCACUGCAUUUAAUUUACGGGCCCCUGGACCCUGUGAAUCCACACCCAGAGUUUCUCCAGCUUUACAAAAAAAUGCUUCCCAUGUCCACAGUGUCGGUGCUGGAUGACCACAUCAGCCACUACCCCCAGCUGGAGGAUCCAACAGGCUUCCUGAAUGCAUAUUUGAACUUCAUCAACUCCUUCUGAGCUGCUGCAGCUCUGUUCUCUCUGUUUACAGCUCAAGAGACCUUGAGCUUUAUCUCCAGAUAUAAGACUUUGAAUCUGUAAACCCUCAAAGUAUAGACAGUAUAGAUGCUGUACUUGCAACUGUCAAGGGGCAUCUAAGCACCCUAAUUUUGGCUUUGGUAAUCUCUUCUUACAUGGAAGUCAGCACAAGGUCCCUCCUUCCCCCUUUAUUUCCAGGACUUUUCACAGCUUGAAGCCCAGGAGAAAGCUGCAGUGGUGUUUGGUACAAUCUGAUAAGGUUCAGAGACUUGAUAUUCCACAGUGCAAAAGGAACAUGCCAUUCAAAGGUGAAGUUUAAUCUCUAUAUACAUCGGGUUUUUUGGUCUCUAUUUGACACAAAUUGUUUUAAAAAUUGUACAUUUAUGGGCUAGCAGA
Lagopus muta (rock ptarmigan) is the source of this 2041-nucleotide messenger RNA. RefSeq names its product mesoderm specific transcript (gene MEST). The record is from RefSeq and is a predicted model, not a curated record. The transcript is spliced from 11 exons. Gene Ontology annotation, molecular function: catalytic activity. Bases 593 to 1627 code for a protein of 344 amino acids. Lineage: Eukaryota; Metazoa; Chordata; Aves; Galliformes; Phasianidae.